AUGCAAAAGGGGACCAGUCGGAAAUGGGGAAACUCCAAAACAAAAGACAAGACAACAUAUUUGGACAAGACGCGAGGCAAGAGUACAAAGAUAGCAAAAGAACAAAAAAAUAGGUUCAAAAUAUGGACGGUGGUUAAAUUGAAAAGAAGGACAGAGACACAGAAAGACACAGAGAUAUACAGAGAAGGAAAGAGAUACAGACAGACACAGAGAUACACAGAGAAGGACAAAGACAGAGACACAGAGAUACACAGAGAAGGACAGAGACACAGGCAGACACAGAGAUACACAGAGAAGGACAGAGACACAGGCAGACACAGACAGAUACACAGAGAAGGACAGAGACACAGGCAGACACAGACAGAGACACAGAGAAGGACAGAGACACAGUCAGACACAGAGAUACACAGAGAAAGACAGAGACACAGACAGACACAGAAAUACACAGAGAAGGACAGAGACACAGACAGACACAGAGAUACACAGAGAGGGACAGAGACACAGUCAGACACAGAGAUACACGGAGAGGGACAGAGACACAGGCAGACACAGAGAUACACAGAGAGGGACAGAGACAUAGGUAGAAACAGAGAUACACAGAGAAGGACAGAGACACAGACAGACACAAAGAUACACAGAGAAGGCCAGAGACCCAGACAGACACCGAGAUACACAGAGAAUGACAGAGACACAGACAGAGACACAGUCAGACACAGAGAUACACAGAGCAGGACAGACACAGACAGACACAGAGAUACACAGAGAAGGACAGAGACACAGUCAGACACAGAGAUACACAGAGAAGGACAGAAACACAGACAGACACAGAAAUACACAGAGAAGGACAGAGACACAGACAGACACAGAUAUACACAGAGAAGGACAGAGACCCAGACAGACACAGAGAUACACAGAGAAGGACAGAGACACAGACAGACACAAAGAUACACAGAGAAGGACAAAGACACAGACAGACACAGACAGACACAGAGAAGGACAGAGACACAGUCAGAUACACAGAGAUACACAGAGAUACACAGACAGACACAGAGAAGGACAGAGACACAGACAGACACAGAGAUAUACAGAAGAGGACAGAGGCACAGACAGACACAGAGAAGAACAGAGACACAGACAGACAUAGAGAUACACAGAGAAGGACAGAGACACAGACAGACACAGAGAUACACAAAGAGAGAACAGCGUUUGUAUUGUAAACCAAAAGUGAAGGGAGAGUGA
Messenger RNA from Mizuhopecten yessoensis (Yesso scallop), 1239 nucleotides. RefSeq names its product RNA-binding protein 25-like. The coding region runs from base 1 to 1239 and encodes 412 amino acids. The transcript has 2 exons. The record is from RefSeq and is a predicted model, not a curated record. NCBI's taxonomy places the organism in Eukaryota, Metazoa, Mollusca, Bivalvia, Pectinida, Pectinidae.